UAAAUACUACAAACACAAAGGUAUGCUGCAAUUGGAUGUAGGGGCUUUUGCAAGUGCCCUAGAAUUUGCAUGUGAUGUUAAAAGUGAAAUUGUGGGCAAGCCUUCACAACAGUUUUUUGGUGCUGCUCUCGAUGAUAUUGGUGUUGCAGCAGAAGAGGUGGUGAUGGUGGGAGAUGACAUUGUCUCAGACGUUGGAGGAGCGCAGAAGUGUGGCAUGCGGGGAGUCCUAGUGAGAACGGGGAAGUACACAUCUCCUUGGGAAAACCAUCCAUAUGUGACACCAGACUUCAUCGCAGAUAAUCUUGCUGAAGCUGUUGACAAGAUUAUAGAGGCUCAUAAGAAAUAAGUUAGUUGCAAGAGGAUUAUUGAGGCUCAUAAGAUAUAGGCCAGUUGUAAGAGCAUUUCAGUUCCUCUCAUUUAUUUGUGGCAUUUUGAUAUUUUUGGAAGAGAUCAUGGUUGUAAUACAUCAUGAACUGAUUUGUUAUUCGUGAUUGUUGAAGCAAUAAAAAUAUAUAUAUUUUAUAAA
Messenger RNA from Penaeus vannamei (Pacific white shrimp), 526 nucleotides. NCBI's taxonomy places the organism in Eukaryota, Metazoa, Arthropoda, Malacostraca, Decapoda, Penaeidae. The record is from RefSeq and is a predicted model, not a curated record.